Molecule: messenger RNA, 453 nt
Organism: Sodiomyces alkalinus F11
Lineage: Eukaryota; Fungi; Ascomycota; Sordariomycetes; Glomerellales; Plectosphaerellaceae
Exons: 5
Coding region: 1-453 (150 amino acids)
Source: RefSeq, a predicted model, not a curated record
AUGUCUGUGAGCAACGAUUGGGUGGGCCAUACUGCUUUUGGCCGGUGUUCUUGGGUGGUAGCCUGUUGUCCUGGUGCCGGUGAUGGCUUCACAGCUCCGGGUUUCCAAACCCAGCAUAAUCCCUCCCACUGGGUUUCUCCCGAGCUUAGGCAACCACAAAACACGUCAAUUGACCAACUCUGCGUGGAAACCAAGACAACCUCAUCUCGCGCAUCUAUGAAAAAUACCAAAGUGGACCAAGGCACAUGGGAUCACCUCUCGACUGCCAUUAUCUCAUGGCAGUAUCGCCGCGUCUCCGGAGAGAAAGCUGGUGGAACUCUGAAUCAAGUUGAGGGGCUAUGGGCUGCAGACAUCAGUGAUGAUAUUCAGAUGGCCUGUAGGUAUCUUCAAGGAAGGAACGAGAAAUAUGCCACUGCGGUGCCGCGAGGCUCCUUCCCCUUAGGUCUGAGGUAG